GCGCUAUUUUGGUUUUCAUAACACGUUAAUAAGGAGUGUCUACGGCGAUGGACUCCUCUACAUGUCCUGCAUCACAAUGAUAUCCACUCUUAAUGUGAUUAUUGUUUUGCACAGCGUUCUUGCAUCGCGAAUACUAUUUAGUCUUCAAGCGGACAGGGAGCAAUCGGUCAUCCCCACAUACCUAUCGACGAAUGCGCCGGAAAUGCAAUCGAUUCCAGAUGGGUUUCAAGCGUGGUAUGAAGGCAGGGAGACAUUUACUGGUGCUGGCCAGCCAGAUCAAGCUUAGACGUGCUAAUAAUUUUGUGAGUCCCAUGGAUAGCAUUGGCAUUUUAGUUAGCU
Suillus plorans is the source of this 339-nucleotide messenger RNA. RefSeq lists its product as uncharacterized. The record is from RefSeq and is a predicted model, not a curated record. The transcript is spliced from 3 exons. The coding region runs from base 62 to 286 and encodes 74 amino acids. Lineage: Eukaryota; Fungi; Basidiomycota; Agaricomycetes; Boletales; Suillaceae.